Molecule: messenger RNA, 4781 nt
Organism: Pomacea canaliculata
Lineage: Eukaryota; Metazoa; Mollusca; Gastropoda; Architaenioglossa; Ampullariidae
Exons: 29
Coding region: 222-4331 (1369 amino acids)
Source: RefSeq, a predicted model, not a curated record
ACUACAAAAUGUCAAGCGCCAUAGCAACCGACAGCAAAAAGGAACGGAGGGCGACGUGGAGCAGACGGACGUUCUUCAGAGGAAGAACUUUUCAGUCUAUGUUAGCAGACAAUACGAUUCUCUCUCAUUCUGUUUUUCAGUUGUCGAUGCUGUAGUGGCGCUGUCUGCAACGAAACCAUAGAAGCAAAGUGUAACUGCAGAGCUAAUCUUGAGCAAUCAAAAUGUCGGCCUGCAACAUCCUCACCAGGGUUCUCCUCCCGAAAAAGGAUCCGAACAUCGCUGAAGUAAGGUUCGUGCCUGGGGGAAACCCUGUACCUGCUCAGUACCAUAUACCCCUCAUGAAAAAAGUUCCCAUGUUCCCUGCACCCACCGGAUGUUUGGAGCUGUAUACGUCAAAGAUUGGACACCAGGCGUACAUCAACAAGAAACGUCACGGCUUCGACCUUACUGAUCCGUACAACUACAACAUCGACUGGAGCUACAACAUCACGCAGGAUCCACACAUGCUGCACGUCAUCCGGACGCCGGCGAUGAUGAAGAGGUUGAAGGAGUUAGGACAAAUAACAAACGACGAACGAGUUCGCUGCACCCUCAAACAAUUUAAUAACUUUAGGGCUUACCUUAAGUGCAAAUCUCUGAUCGACUUUCGAAAUCAGCUACAGGAGGAGAAAGCAAGAAUCCCGAAGAUUGACGUCGGUGAAAGUCUGGAAGUGGUUGCCAUAGAACAUCGCGUCCACGAACAGGAGGUUCGCUUUCGCCGCCUAAAAUCCGAGGACGAAACCUUCGCAAAAUACCAAAGUCAUCUGACUCAAUCGGAGACAAAAUUUAAUAUCAGGAAGAGGAAGCGUCAAGAAGUAAAUGGCGUCCUGGCUCGAAAGAGGGCUUCUAUCGAGAAGCACAGACAGGACGUGUACCGGCGAUCUUUAAGGAUUGCUCACCAGCGUCACCGCAAUUUGCUGCAAACCUGGAAACAACAUGCACAGAGACAAAUCAGUCACCUGCAGGAAGUGGAUUCAUCCCGUUUGGAGGAGAAGCUGCAAGUAAAAUGGAAUGCACGGCGUGAGACUCAGCUGGCGUACGAGGAGCUGGUGGAGGUGUCUCGGGCCGCGGAAAAUGACCGGCGGGAGAGGUCCAAAGUCGUUCUAGACCUGGAGAUGAACCGCCGCUGGCAGCUGCAAGCCCACAAGUUGCAGAUGUUGAAGGAUGUAUCUCGAAAAAUUCAGGCGCAGCGGGAGGAGGCGUAUGCCCGCAACCUUAUCAAAGCCUUCGCCAAUUCUUCAAUCCUGAACCCUCAGAAGAAACCCAAGCCGACACCAACCGAAGACAAAUCCACAAAGACACCGGAUGCUGUUGACAUGUCCUCGAUACCGAAGUUCAAGACCAUAUUUUGUAAACCUGUGAAGAAAAGCUUGUGGGUCCUGGAGAAGGAGUUGAAGAAGAUGGGGGUGACCACCCGCAUUCUGGCUACUGUAGCGUCAAAGGAGAAGGAGGUUUCGGUAAGAAAAAUGGAGGUGGACUCAGCUUUGGCCAUUGCGUCUCGCACCACAAUAGAUUCUUUACCUAGAAAGAAAAAAGGAAGAUCGAAGUCAAAAAGAGCGUAUCCGACGUCUGUUGAACUCAUGGGAGGAGAGAAUGCCCACAUGAAAGCUGGAGAAGAAAUCUGGGUUCUCAAGAAACGGGAGGACAUCGUCAACGACACAGUAGACGAGGUUACUGAUGCGCCGGAGUCGGAGGAAUCCGAUUCUGACAUAGUGAAAGAGGAGAAUAUUGCAUCCAGAGAUGUGUCUGCAAUGGGAGGAUUCAUUGGACUACUUCCGGAGGACUUGGAGCUGAUGGAGGGGCUGCUGACAAGGCUGCUGGACAAUGUGCAGGAAGGAAGGCUCAACCAGGCAGACCUGGUGCAGAUGAUCAUGUUCUGCAGCACCCUGCAGUCGGCGCAGUUGACCCACAUUGAGCAAACCACGUCGACGACGUCGCUGAUGGCGCAGGAGAUCGUGGCGCACUCCAUGGCGUUGCUGCGGGAUGACAUCAUCAUGCGACGCAUGUCGCCAACCGACCUGCUGGCAACCGCCGCCAACAUCAGGGCCUGCCAGUCGGAAAUCUCCUCCGUCAGCUCCGAUCGUCUGGAGAUACUAUUGAAGGACACCAUGGAAAAAAUGGCGGACGACAUCGACAUCGAUGAAGAUGAUUACAACGAAUAUUUCUUGGAGCAGAUGCUGAGAUCGACUGUCGCCAAUCUCACCGUCGAUAUCGAGCGAGGAACUCUUUCCAGGACCAACGUGCACGAGAUCGGCUCGGCGCUGGCGCAGGCCGUGAUGGAUGAUAUGGAUUCGGACGACUCGCUGAUGGCCGAGGACACACUGAUGACAAUAUUGCAGCAGCUGCAGCAGGACAUCGACACGGGCCAGAUCGACGAGAAACUGCUGGACAAGGCUUUAGCCUCUCUCGUGUCUUCCUAUGGUCAGGUUCUCCGCGGCCGCUCCAACAUCGACGUCAUCAAGGAACUUGUCUUGUACGUGCUGCUGAGGACCAGACAUGACCUCGAAGGAGACCUCCUAGACAAAGAGGACUUCCUGAAACAGCUGCAGCUUGCGAAAGUCGAAGCCGGCAUCUACGGGAUGGAGUUACCAGAACUGCCAGAAUUAGUGGAGGAAACGUCUAAAGCUAUCGGCAAGUUUAAGGGCAUUGGCAGGCCUGACGAGGCCGUUGUGGCACUUAUCAAGAUGAUCCUAGGUCCAGGAAGAAGGAUCAUGCCAGCGAUCGCCAAAAGUCGUGUGCACUGGAUCUCAGAAUCCAUGAUAGAACAGGCGGAAGGGUCUGAGGUUCAGCUGCAGAUCGUCCUGGACCUGGCGGCGAGCGUCUGUGCUAGCUUCACCCAACAGAUGAACGAGGACAUGGACUUCGCCAGGGACGCCGAGCGCGUUCUUGGGCCUCGCUUUCUCGUCAUGCUCUUCAGUUACUGGGACCAGCUUGAUUUAGAAAAGGGAAGAGAGACGGUGGCCGUGCAGACCCGGGCGGACGAGCUGGCGAACUUGGCGGGCGUGAAGGCGACGUUGGCGGAGAAUGUGGUGCUGGUGUGCUUCAACUGGCUGUGGCAGGAUGCCCUCAACAACCGUCUGCCCGUCUGCAUCAUGCCGCACGUGGCGCUAGACACCGCCGAGUUCCCAUCUACCCGCCCACUGCUGGACCGCAUCCGUAACUUCGGGAACUACAUGGACAAGAUGAAUCUGGUCGACGAUAUGGUCCUGAAGAAGGUUCGGAAGGUGGGUCAGGAGCUGCAGGAGGGAGGGCUUGGCCACGAGGAGGCCCAAGCGCUUCUGACCAUCUGCGUACACUCCUACCUGCGAGAGGUAGUCUUCUGCGACCGCAGCGACGACAUCGUGGAGAAUGGCUCCGAACCACCCGGGAUGGUCAGCAACGUACAGUUUUUGAUCACCACCUGCGCGCGCUCGGUCCUCGAGUACAUUCAGAACAAGGUGGCGCGACGACUAAGCGCACUAGGACACACGGCCUUGGAAUUGUCCAUGGUGACGGACAUCCUGAUGGAAGCAGCUUCCGACUCGAUUGGGGCCCUCAACACCUUCGUCACCAACAACAGCGAGGCGGCGGAGGACGAGCUGCUUCAGCUGGAUCCGCUCAUCAAGACUAGUCAGUGGAACGCGCUGCGCAAGGACCCCAUUUGCAAGCCACAGGAAAUCCCCCCCUUUUUGAAGAAACUAAUUGGAACGGCGAAAAGAGCACGUGAGUUAGCCCCGAAACAAACCCCAGACAACAAAUCAGUCAUAAAUCAACCCAGCUUCAAGGUUGUCAAGGAUCUGAUUCGCAGAGAACUUUGGCAAAUAGCCAAGGAGGUGGCCUCUCUCUUCAAUGGUUUGGUGUCAUUGCACAACCUCUUGCCGCCCAAGCCAUCGGUAACCACCGAAGCCCUCCUCCACUUCGCCAAGUCGCUCUUGCUGGAGCUUCGUCACGCUGUCAUCGAGCAGACUCUGCCCCUCGAGUUUGCUUACGACUUCGUCAAGCAAAUCGCUGAGAAGAAAUGUCCCAUCGAAGCCAAAGAGUCCGCAGACAGACUGGUACACGUCAUCAUGAAGAUGGUGAAGGACAUCGAAUUGAGGAAUGACCGUUCCAACUACUACGUGCGGAUUGUGAUGGGUCUGUCUAAGAUGUCUUUACCGAAGAAAGAAGACGAGGACGUGGCGGCAGGCAUGGCCGCUAUUGCCCACCUGCUGUCCACCGUGGACAAGUCAGGUGCUGACUACCUUUCUGCAAAGCACACUGAUGUCCAUGCUGCGCAACAUCCGCGCCCUUCGCCAAGGAGACGACGAAUUUGAAAGCCUUUUCCCAAUCAGUUCCAGAGUGCGCCGUGCCCAGCAGAGUCUUACCGACGAAGAGAUGCCCACAGAAGGCUCAUGGGACGAGGAGACCAUUCCGCCAGAAUGCGACAUCAUCCCGGAGACGAAGAUCGUCGUGCACGUGGCGCUGCAGAAGACGAUGGAGCGGAUGGGCGCCGCCGUCAUGCCUCCCGAGUUCCCUGUGCAGUCCUCACAGACCAUCGUCCAGGACUUGGUCUCCAACAUUCAAGAGUCACCUGACAAAGACCUGACGUUGACAGGUGCGCCACUGGAAACCUCGCUGGUCGCCUACGCGCAGGGACUAGCCACUGAAAUCUCCAGGAACCUGCAGGAUGAAGCCACCGCUGGUUCUCCUCUUAGUAACAAGAGCAUCGCCAACGUCAUUAUCGGCAACACCCUCAAGUCCAUCAACAGUGGCAUCAAGUCGGG